AUGUCAUUGCUGCCGGAUGUCCAAGCAGCCAGUGAGUCCCCGCAAGUUGGUGCUGCAGCAUCCCCCAUGGGUUCAGAUGCUGCCAUGGAGCCUGAGGACAAGCAGAGCGACAGCAGCCACAAGCUGUUCGAGCAACUUGUGGAGACUGAGGAUGCCAGUGAGGAAGACGGAGGGGAGCACAACCAGUCACUUGGCGAGGAACAUGCUGAUGGCAUUCCGCAGGCUGCCUCCCUUCGCGAUGCCUUGGAGGAUGAAUGCGGGAGCUGCAGGGAUGAGGAAGAUGUGCUUUCGCAGCAGCCAGAAGCCAGCACUGAGAGAGAGCAUGAGGAGACAUCAGAGUUGCCUCAGCCGAGCAGUCCGAACCAGCUCAGCUCCGAGCUUGUCGCUUUUGAGGACGCUGACAUAGCUGAGCAAGGCCUGCAAGAGGAGGUCCAUGUGCUGUGCCAGGAUCUUUCGUUGGACAGGUCCGACUUCGGCAAUGCAGAGUUGAGUCCGGGUGGCAACUCCAUUUCAGCUGCCGCAGCCAGUGAGGAAGCAGAGGAACCUGCUGGCAUGUCAUUGCUGCCGGAUUUCCAAGCAGCCAGUGCGUCCCCGAAAACUGGUGCCACGUCCCCAGCCUGCGAAGCAAAGGAUCCCCCAACCGGUCCUGACAUGUCGCAGGGUGCGUCCCAAGAUUUGGAGCAUCUCGCAGAAGGCGGCGACAGCAAAGCGCAUGGGAAGGCCAAAGGAUCGGCUCAGGACCUUUGCCAGCGCGGACGUGCAUUUCUCCCUCGACUGGCAGCGCUGGUGCCAGUGGGGAUCCUUCUGUUGGCGGAAGCGGCCUGGCGCUUGGGUCCUGAACCCGAGAUCCUGGCGUGA
Effrenium voratum is the source of this 858-nucleotide messenger RNA. NCBI's taxonomy places the organism in Eukaryota, Dinophyceae, Suessiales, Symbiodiniaceae. The record is from the annotation of a GenBank genome assembly.